CGACUAGCUCGUAGAAGAAGCAGCCCUUCAAAGCCAUGAACGCCCUGAGCACCGUCCUUGUCUUCCCUGCCUUCGUCGCCUGUGCCGUUGCUGGUGGACUCUUCGGUGGUUACGGCCUAGGUGGCCUUGGAUACGGUGGAUAUGGCCUUGGCUACGGCGGCUAUGGCCUAGGUGGUCUUGGAUAUGGUGGAUAUGGCCUUGGCUAUGGCGGCUACGGUGGAGGUUUGGGAUACAGGUGGUGGUGCGGGAGUCGGUGGCGUAGGCAUCGGCAGCAGCGUCGCUCUGCUCAGCGGUGGACCUCCAUUUGCGAAAGCCGUGGCUGGACCAGCCUUCGUCGUCCGAACGGUUCACCACGUGAACAAAGUGAGCGGCGGAGGCGCUCUUCUCGCUCACUCUGGCCUCGGCGGUGGAUACGGAGGUGGCUACGGAUAUGGUGGUGGAUAUGGAGGCAACGGAUAUGGCGGCGGCUACGGGUAUGGUGGUGGAUAUGGAGGUUACGGAUACGGCAGCGGCUACGGAUAUGGCAGUGGAUAUGGAUACAAGGGCUAAAAAUUAGAGUUUCAAUAUAUUUAUUUGUUAGGUAAUUACAAGUUCUCACGAUAGUUUUAUACUCCAAGACAGCAAGUUCAUCAGCCCCUGCAACUAUGGCCAGGAAUGACUCACAAACUUUGUCAAACAGUCCUGAUGUGUUUUUUCACGGAAAACCUUUGAAUCACGGAAUACAUUGCACAUCAGUUCUCAGACGAAAUAAAAAAACUGUUCAUACAAAGUUA
Rhipicephalus microplus (southern cattle tick) is the source of this 773-nucleotide messenger RNA. RefSeq lists its product as uncharacterized. NCBI's taxonomy places the organism in Eukaryota, Metazoa, Arthropoda, Arachnida, Ixodida, Ixodidae. The record is from RefSeq and is a predicted model, not a curated record.